CUGCCAGCCUGCCGAAGCCCCAGGUGAAGACGGCCUCUCUGGGUCAGGCGGGUAAAGCCCGCUCCCCCUUGUUGCCCGUUUCUGUCCCGACGGCGCCGGACCUCCAGGAAGAGGGCGGAGCCAAGCCGGCGGAAGAUUCAGCCACUAAYGUGUACGAGCAGGACGACCUGUCGGAGCAGAUGGCCAGCCUAGAGGGGCUGAUGAAGCAGCUCAACGCCAUUACAGGCUCCGCCUUCUAACCUCAGCUCCCAGCCCAGCUCCGGGAUGGCCCCGCCCCUGAGCCAGUCUGGCCCCGCCCCUUCAGGYCACGAUGCCACCUGGACUCGGUCUGCCCGGGUCUGAAGCUGGAUCCAGUUCUGGUCCAGGUUUAUCUGCUGGGAUCUGGAUUUUUUUUUUAAAAAAAGGGAAUAAAAACUGAUAAAAAUUGCAGCUGAUCCACUUGGACUUUAGAACCAGGACUAGUUCUGAGGGGUCUCCUUUUGGAAACUCAGACCCCCUUUAGAUCCGACCUCAAACAUAAAAACUGAAAAGUCCCACGCCUCGGGCGUCCCCCGAACACAUCAGGAGGAGUCGACAGAAACCUGCUGGUGGUUUUUAACUAGUCUCCUCUGCUCAGAAACUGGACCUGGACCUGGACCUGGACCUGGACCUGGACCUGGAUCUGGACCUGGACCUGGAUCUGGACCUGGAUCUGGACCCUCUGUAGGAUCAUUUUAAUGUUUUACAGGAGAAGAACCAAACAUCCUCAGCCACCAAAGUCUGACUUUAGUUUUCAUGUUGUGGAGAAAACAGGAAGUGAACGAGAUGAGUCCUAAACCCAGAAACCCUUCAGACCACCGGACCACCGGACCACCAGACCACCGGACCGGUCUCUGAGUCCUGCAGCAGUUCUGUUAAAACGUUUCCAGCUGUACUCGUCCUGUCGUCACAUCAGAACCAGUUAUUUAUGUUUUAAAAAGCAGGAGAAGUUCUGUUGAUGAACAGGGUUUAUUUGAACGGCUCCUCGCAGCAGAAACUGGGUUUUAUAAGAAAAAAAAA
Austrofundulus limnaeus is the source of this 1038-nucleotide messenger RNA. RefSeq names its product netrin receptor DCC. Gene Ontology annotation, cellular component: membrane. The record is from RefSeq and is a predicted model, not a curated record. NCBI's taxonomy places the organism in Eukaryota, Metazoa, Chordata, Actinopteri, Cyprinodontiformes, Rivulidae.